Ilex paraguariensis (yerba mate) is the source of this 1678-nucleotide messenger RNA. Lineage: Eukaryota; Viridiplantae; Streptophyta; Magnoliopsida; Aquifoliales; Aquifoliaceae. The record is from the annotation of a GenBank genome assembly.
GUUCAAAGCUUGAGAAAUGAGGUUAGGGGUUCUCUGAACUGUGGAUGUUAGAUGUAUUUGUAGGCAGUAGGACACAAAAAAUGGCAAAAUGAUUAAACUCGAGGCAAUUCUGAGUUAGCAGUUGUAUCAAUUCUCCAUCAUGCCCCUCUCUGAAUUUUAUAGAAUGGCUAAAUCGAAGCUUGAAUCUACCAAACAGAAAGCAACAUGCCCAACUGAUCUAUCUUUUGUACCUGAUAGUGACGUUUUUGAGCUGGUUUGCGAAAAUGGUCAGAUUAUGAUGCAAGGUCAGUCGAGUAGAACUAGGAAGAACCCUACUUUUACCAACUUGCCAUCGCACUCACCCAGAUUUCGAGAUAAGGAUACAGGGAAUGCUAGCACUUCAAAGUUGGGGAAGUUUGGGCCAAUGGAGUCUAUUGUAAAUGAUAUUCCAAUGUUGGUGCCUUCAGGUGAAAUGGGUUUGAGUCAAGAUGAUGACAUGUUACCUUGGUUGAAUUAUCAAGUUGACAAUACUCUGCAACAGGAUUAUUAUUCUGAACUCUUACCUGAGAUAUCGUGUGUCACUGUAAAUGAGCCCUCCACCCAAAGUAGUUUUAGAUUGACAGGUAAGAGAAAUAGUUGUAACCAGAAACUUAGUGAUUCACAAAAUCUGUAUGUACAAAAUGGUGUAAAUUUAGAACAGGGAAAUGCAUCAAAGGUUUCUUCUUCAAGAACCAGGGAAUUGUAUCCGUGGUUAACACAGGAAGGCCAAACUGCAUUUCCAACUCUUGGAACAGGAGUUUCAGAUAUGGUUGGCAAUAACAAUACCAGCACUAGCCAACCAACAGAUUGUGGGGAUUUGCUUCAGGGCCUAGCUUCAUCAGGUGGUUUUCCUAGCAUGAACAUGCAGAAGCAAGAUUCAGGGCUGCCAUGUAGUACCUCCACUUUGUUAAACUUCUCCCAUUUCUCAAGACCAGCUGCUGUUGUUAGAGCUAAUCUUCAAAACGUUGCUCCUGUGGCUGCUCCGGGUUUGUCACAUAUUCAAAUAAUGGGAAAUAUGAAUAACGAGUCUGCAGCAGGUGGUAGGAGUCCUUCCAAAUCCGCACUCAUUGAUCCGAGCAGUAGUUUACAAAAGGGAAUGGGGUUACACAGUCAUCCUAAUUUGGUGUUAGCCAAGGUAGAUUCAAAACAAUCAGAGAUUGAGCCACCCCUAGAGUCUCCUAAUGCUGAGCAAUCUGAUGCUAUUUACCAGGAAGAUGCCAUCAAGAAUGAUAAGUCUACUAAUGAAGUUCUUAGUGCAAGCUUGACUAAAGGAGUGCCAGGUGGUGAAAAAACAGUGGAGCCAUUGAUUGCUUCUUCUGCGUGCUCAGAUAAUAGUGUAGAGAGAGCUUCUAAUGAUCCAACAAACACUCUCAAAAGAAAAUGCCGGAAUACCGAUGAUUCUGAUUGCCGAAGUGGAGAUGUUGAAGAAGAAUCGGUGGGUGCCAGAAAAGUGGCUCCUGCUCGAGGAGGUAUAGGUUCCAAGAGAAGCCGAGCAGCAGAAGUGCAUAAUUUAUCUGAAAGGUACUUUUUAGUGGAGCUCAAAGACAGCUGGUUUGUGAAGAUUGCAAUUUUUGGAAAGCUAUGUAAAGCAUGUGAAUUAGCGUUUGUUGGUGGGUUCGAGAGUUCAUCGUUGCCCAGAAGUUCAAAGCUUGAGAAAUGA